AUGCAGUGCCUGGUGGGUGGGAGAUCCAAGAAGACAAAGAGAAGAAUGAGACCUAUGCCAAGAAGAGGGGAUGUGCACAGGAGGCCUUACUCCAGACCCCAGAGCCUUGACCCUGGAACUGCCCUUCCAGCGAUGCCCAUCAGAUACAACAUUGUGGCCGUGAAGCUUUACACGUACGUAUAUGUCCCUGGAUAUACUCAUUUUGCUACAAGCAUCGAUAUGGCACUGACUCUCGGUCCCUCACUUGACGUGAGGGUAGAAACCAGUGAGCAAUUAAGCUCUCAACUGGCAAAGAGCCAACGAGAAUCAAAAGAACUGAAGGAGAAGCUUCUUAGAGCUGAGGCUAAGGCCUACCUCCUGGCAAAGCACCUGCGGGACCACAAUUGUGAAGAGUAUGAAGAUCUAAUUGAAUCAAUGCUGAGGGAGAAGCCGCACUUCCUGGAGGGGCAGCUGGCAGAGGAGCUGCUACCUGCGGAGAAUCUCAAGAAAUGUGGUGUUCAAAUUCAAGAGCAGGCCCAAGAGCUGACCCAAUUACAGCAGAAGUUACAGGAAGGGAGAGCUCUUUCUCAGCUCAUUCAUCAAAAUCUCCAGGCCCUCCUCACCCAGCAGGACCCUGACAGCUGCCAGAGCCGGCAACUACUCACUGAGCUGCUCAAGCUGACAGAGCACCUUGUUGCCAAACUCAGCACAGUCAACCAGACAUCUGGGAACCAGGAGGAGCCUUACGUGGACUCUCCCCAUACCAGCAGGCCAAGUCUCAGGCUGGCCCAGCUGGAGCUUCUCAAUGGCCUGCCUAAACCCAGAGUGGGACCCUGGUGGCCCUGUCCUAUGGACAACAUUGUGGAGAUGGCUUACGAUGAGAUCUGUGCCAGUGUCUGGAACCUCCAACAAGAAGAAUGCUUCUUCAGGGAAGCUGGCCUUGGCAUCGGCCCGACGGCUCUGGAUCGGGAGCGGCCUUCCCUAGGUCCUGCCCUGCCCAGCGGGCCCGAACUCGAGCUGCCCCGGCUGGGGCAGUUCCCUGUCCCAUGUGCAGCCAUCGCGGGACCCCGUUGGCCGUGUCCUGCGGCCGGGCAUGUGGCCGUGGCUAACCUCCAGGUCUGUGACAGCGCCAGGGGCCUCCGGCGGGAGGAAUGCCACAUCUUCCAGACCAUAGACAUGUUCAUCGGCCCGACGGCUCUGGAUCGGGAGCGGCCUUCCCUAGGUCCUGCCCUGCCCAGCGGGCCCGAACUCGAGCUGCCCCGGCUGGGGCAGUUCCCUGUCCCAUGUGCAGCCAUCGCGGGACCCCGUUGGCCGUGUCCUGCGGCCAGGCACGUGGCCGUGGCGUACCUCCAGGUCUGUGACAGUGCCUGGGGCCUCCGGCGGGAGGAAUGCCACAUCUUCCAGACCAUAGACAUGUUCGUGUACCAGAUGUACGAAGAGAAGGUAGCAGGUUAUCUUGGUCCUAACAAACCCAAGGUCUGUCUGAAGCUGCCCAAACCAGAACAGCCUGAGUUCCUGCUCAGCCCAGUGGCAUGUCCAUAUCCAUCUUUAACCAUGCCAUCACUUGUGGAUUGCACCUGCCGCACUGCUGGCAGUGACUGGGGUCGUGUGCAGGUGCCACACUUCUGCCUGUUUGUUUCUGCUAGUGGCACAUUGAAGGCUUGUCCUCAGAAACACUUGAAUGGAAUACUAGGUUGUCACCUGUCGAAGGUGCCAGUCUCACAUGCAGAGUUGUGGGUGAGACUACAGGGAUACACCUGUCCUCAAGUCCCAGUGGAUCCGCAAUUAGCCUCUGGUAGCAAUGAGGCCAGGCGUAGUGAUUCCUCCAGCACCUGCAGCUUUGCAGAAAACAUCGAUUCAAGAAACCAGUUGUUGCUCCACAAAGAUAUCAGGAACUGCUGGAGCUACAGGGACCUGCACUGGCUACAAUGAAAGGGUGCAAGUAAAAGUAGCUUUCCUCAUUAAUGAGCAACAUCUUGAUAGAAAAUCCAGUCAUGUCCUACCCUAUCCACUCAAGAUUUGUUCUCCAUCAGGAUGGAAGACAUUGUUUCAGUCUCAUAUUAUUGUUACCACCUAAGGACACCUAGGCCUGAGACCUUAACUUGGGCACCUCUCAAUUCUCACCACAUAACCAACACGGCAACAUCCAGGAGUGAGUAACACGCUAAGUCAGACAAGUGUUGCCUCCAGCUAGAAGCAGAGUUUUUGCUGUUCAGCCUGAAUUGAAUGAAGAAGCAUUUGUCAGACAACUACAGAAUGCUGAGCAUUGACCAACGGAUGUGGCUUUGACAGAAAUUUUCACUGACAACAAAAAGAAGCGGUAUUUUUUGCUUAAGGCUUAAGAGUACGUUACUGUAUUCCUUUAGUCCUGUGGAAACAAAAGCAUCUCCUCGCCUUGUUGUCACUGACAAUGGUGACAUUACCUUGUUUUGGAGGGCAUGUUAGUUUCUGGUCUCAGGAAUUUGACAAUUUCCUCAUGAUUCGCUUGGCCCUAAACAUUACUCCCAAACAGUACUCCCUGUUACUUCACAUCUGGAGGCAAAGCAUGGACAGUUUGUCCAUCAACAUUACGGUCACACUAGGAUUGGAUAUCAAGUUACAGUCAUUUUGAUAUGUAUCCAAAAGAUACUUUACUCUUAUAUUAUCAAGAACCGUAGAGACUGGCAAUUGAAGAAUGUAUAGAUACUCUAUUCUCUAUUGAUCUUUCUGCAGAGAUUUUGCCACCAAUUACUCAUCUCUGCCUGGAUUGGUUCUUAUAUUCAUUUGUGUACAUUGGAAAUCUUCUAUUUUAUUAUUUCUAUAUACUAAUAUUUAUUGAAUUUCUGUAGUAUAAAUGAACAUCCCUUCUAUUAUUCCAUACCAAUAAAUAUUUUGUUUUGUUUGCUA
Messenger RNA from Oryctolagus cuniculus (rabbit), 2865 nucleotides. NCBI's taxonomy places the organism in Eukaryota, Metazoa, Chordata, Mammalia, Lagomorpha, Leporidae. The record is from RefSeq and is a predicted model, not a curated record.